AUGGACCUGGUCUUACUGUUUCUGCUGGGACUCUGUGGUCUGGCCCCAGUCCUGGUCCAGUCUAAAGCAGUGUUUCUGGAUGAGGAGCGGGCUCACAAGGUGCUGAGACAUAACUCUGGCUGGUUUGAGGAGCUUCAGAGAGGAGACCUGAGGAGAGAGUGUGUGGAGGAGAUCUGCAGCUACGAGGAGGCCAGGGAGGUGUUCGAGCACACCGAGAUCACUAAUGAGUUCUGGAAGACGUACCGAGUCCAGGACCACUGCUCCUCUGGGCCCUGUCUGAACGGAGGAACCUGUGUGGACCUGGGACCAGACCAGACACCGGACCAGGGAUCGAGCUUCACAUGCCUCUGCCCCCCUGGGUCCUCAGGUCACACCUGCCAGCUGGACGAUCAAGCGGCUCGCCGGCGCUGCCUGGUGGACAAUGGGGGAUGUGCACACUUCUGUGAGGAGGCGGGGCUUCCUGUGGGGGCAGGGUCUCGCUGCAGCUGUGCCCUUGGGUACCAGCUGGACCAGGACCAGACCUCUUGCACCAGUGUAGGACCCAUCGGCUGUGGGACGGUCCCAGUGCUGCAGAAUCGGACCGGUCCUGGUCCUGGUCUGGACCCUAGAGGCCGGAUUGUGGGCGGAGAUGAGUGCCCAAGGGGGGAGUGUCCCUGGACAGUCCUGCUCCGGUCCCAGGGCCGGCCUUUCUGUGGGGCAGUGUUCCUGAGUCCAGACUGGGUCCUGACGGCGGCUCACUGUUUGGAGGACACAGAUCGGCGCCACCUGGAGGCUGUGGCAGGAGAGCACGAUGUGCAGGAGUGGGAGGGGUCAGAGCAGGUUGUGAGCGUGGCAGAGGUGCACGUACACGCCCACUAUGACCCUCUCACCGUGGAUAACGAUAUUGCUCUGCUGCGCGUGACCCCGCCACUCUCUGUGACGUCACAUGCCGUCCCUGCGUGUCUCCCCACGCGUGCACACGUGCACACGCAGGUGUAUGCCAAGAGCGCGCACGUGGUGAGCGGCUGGGGGCGUGUCCACGAGGCAGGCCCCGCCUCCAGCAUCCUCAAGAGGCUCACGGUUCCUCUGGUCCGGUCGGAGCUGUGCCAGAUCCAGUCCGGCCUCAGUCUCAGUGGGAACAUGCUGUGUGCUGGCUGGGCGGGCGGGGGCCAGGACUCCUGUAAGGGGGACUCUGGGGGGCCCCUGGUCACUCAGACCUCAGGGACCUGGUUCCUGACCGGCAUCGUGUCGUGGGGGAAGGGCUGUGCCAGACCCGGCCAGUACGGGUCUCAGUUUAGACGUCAGAUCAUAAACAUGAGUCCUGCAGAGAAGGUCCGACUGCUGCAGGGUCUGAGACCGGGUCUAGUCCUGGUCUUCGUCCUGGUCUCUCUGGGGUCCAUCUGCAACGCCGCAGUGUUCCUGGACCCUGCUGAGGCCUCGGUCCUUCUCCGGUCCAGACGAGCCAACAGUGGGUUCCUGGAGGAGCUGAAGCAGGGGAACCUGGAGAGAGAAUGUGUGGAGGAGAUCUGUGACUAUGAGGAGGCCAGGGAGGUGUUCGAGGACGACACCAAGACUAGGGAGUUCUGGAAGACCUAUAACCGUGCAGACCCUUGUACCAUCAGCCCUUGUCAGAACAAUGGCACCUGUGUCCUCCAGGGGGCGAGCUACUCCUGUGUUUGUCCUGAGGGCUACGAGGGACGCCAGUGCCAAACAAUCUUUGAGGAGUCUUUGAAGUGCCUGUUCCAAAAUGGCCGCUGUGAACACUUCUGUGACGGCUCCAGAGCCAAACGUGUCUGUUCCUGCUCUGAGGGGUACCAGCUGGGAGAGGACCAUAGGAGUUGUGUGGCCACAGUCCAGUUCCCGUGUGGACAAUUGGUCCCAGAUCAGAACCAGACUCUUGGGUCUCAGACCAGACUGGUGGGGGCCAACACCUGUCCCCGAGGGGCGUGUCCCUGGCAGGUGCUGCUGGAGUUGGACCACGCCCCUCACUGUGGGGGGGUCCUGAUCAGACCGGACUGGGUCCUGACUGCCGCUCACUGUGUGUUUGAGCUGAGAGCCCAGAACCUGACUGUGGCAGCAGGUCUCCUGGACCUCCAGUCCUCUAAUUCGGUCCAGCGAGUCUCAGUUCGGUUUGUGGUCUUGGCUCCAGACUACAGCUGGGUCUCAGGACACAGGGACUUGGCUCUUGUCCAGUUAGAGCAGGCCAUGGUCCUGGGUCCAGACGUGGUCCCAGUCUGUGUCCCGGACUUGGACCUGAUGGAGCGGGAGCUGCUCCAGACCCGGUACCAUACAGUCUCCGGCUGGGGCCAAAGAACCAGAGGAGGGAAUGACUACGACUCCCACAAUGCACCAGGAGGAACCCAGCUGAGGAAGAUGGAGGUGCCAAUCAUACAGCGCCCCCUGUGUGAGCAGAAGUCCGGCUUGAACCUCACCGAUCACAUGAUCUGUGCGGGUUACAUGAGUGGUCGCCAGGACAGUUGCCGUGGUGACGAUGGCAGCCCAUUGGUCACAGAGUUUGGCUCCACCCACUUCUUAUUGGGCGUGGCCGCGUGGGGACGGGGCUGCGCCGAGCCGGGGUUCUAUGGCGUUUAUACCAACGUGGGACACUUCAGCCAAUGGAUACACAACACCAUCACCACGGCAGCCAGUCCCCAGUGA
This is a messenger RNA of Knipowitschia caucasica, 2637 nucleotides long. The record is from the annotation of a GenBank genome assembly. NCBI's taxonomy places the organism in Eukaryota, Metazoa, Chordata, Actinopteri, Gobiiformes, Gobiidae.